This is a messenger RNA of Folsomia candida, 542 nucleotides long. RefSeq lists its product as uncharacterized. Lineage: Eukaryota; Metazoa; Arthropoda; Collembola; Entomobryomorpha; Isotomidae. The transcript is spliced from 3 exons. The coding region runs from base 2 to 415 and encodes 137 amino acids. The record is from RefSeq and is a predicted model, not a curated record.
AAUGUCGUCGCCAUUCAAUUGUUGGAUUUUCCUUUGGCUCACAGCCACCUUGGCUUCGGCAAGUACUACUGAUUACAGCAAACUAAAACUGCCCCCAGCGGGGUCCUGGUAUUUGGAGAACUUCGGCAAAUUAAGACCCGGGGAACCAGAUAGAUACACUGGAUGCAUGUGCCCCCCAAGCCUCAACACUUCUGGAUCCGUCUACAUGUUUUGCGGACACGAGAUGUCCCCCAAAGCGGGAGGGACAUGCCAACCGGUAGGAGCUUAUCGAUGUGUUGAUGGCCAGACGGAAGCAAUUCUGGAGGCGGAUUGCAGUAUUGGCGCUACAAAGAGGAAGUGUAGUCGAAGACCGACGUGUGUCUUGCUGAAGAUAGAUUGCGACAAACAUAAUGCAAAGUCUUGCAUCAGGGUUUGAACGUUCGCUCAUUUCGAGACACACAAAUACGACCACAUGAACAAAAAUGAAAAGUGAGCUUAUUUGUUUUAUAUUUAAAGACAUUAAACAUUACAGCACAAAUUUUACUUUGUCACGAAAUAAAACA